UCUCCACACACUCCAAAUAGCUGUGAUGGAGGUGACCCCGAACCACACACAGGCGGUGAGCGGGUGGGCGGCCAUGGACGCGUCCGGCAAGGUGGUGCCCUUCUCCUUCAAGCGGCGUGAGACCGGCGUGGACGACGUCACGAUCAAGGUGCGGUACUGCGGGAUGUGCCACACGGACCUCCACUUCAUCAACAACGACUGGGGCAUCACCAUGUACCCCCUCGUCCCCGGCCACGAGAUCACCGGCGUCGUCACCAAGGUCGGCACCAACGUGUCCGGCUUUCGGCCGGGCGACCGCGUCGGCGUGGGCUGCAUCGCCGCGUCGUGCCUCGACUGCGAUCACUGCCGCCGCUCUGAGGAGAACUACUGCGACAAGGUCACCCUCACCUACAACGGCAUCUUCUGGGACGGCAGCGUCACCUACGGCGGCUACUCUGACAUGCUCGUCGCGCACAAGAGGUUCCUCGUCAAAAUCCCCGACAGCCUGCCGCUCGACGCCGCCGCGCCGCUGCUGUGCGCCGGGAUCACCGUGUACAGCCCGAUGAAGCAGCACGGGAUGCUUCUUGGCGAGGCUGGGAGGAGGCUCGGGGUUGUCGGGCUGGGCGGGCUCGGACACGUCGCCGUUAAGUUCGGCAAGGCUUUCGGGCUCCGUGUCACCGUCAUCAGCACGUCGCCGGCCAAGGAGCGCGAGGCCAGGGAGAGCCUCAAGGCCGACGAUUUCGUUCUCAGCACGGAUGACAAGCAGAUGCAGGCUAUGGCGAGGAGCCUCGACUACGUCAUCGACACGGUCUCGGCGCAGCAUUCGCUGGGACCCAUCCUGGAGCUGCUCAAGGUGAACGGGAAGCUGGUGCUCGUCGCUGCCCCCGACAAGCCCGUCGAGCUGCCAUCGUUCCCGCUUAUCUUUGGGAAGAGGACGGUGAGUGGGAGCAUGACGGGAGGCAUGAAGGAGACGCAGGAGAUGAUGGACCUUUGCGGGAAACACAACAUCACCUGCGACAUUGAGCUUGUCUCCACUGAUAGGAUCAACGAGGCCCUGGCACGGCUAGCGCGCAACGACGUCCGCUACCGAUUCGUGGUCGAUAUUGGAGGGAACGGCUCCAAGCUCUAGUUAUUUUUGCUGCUGCCCUGCUGCUCUCUUGGUUCAUUUCAGUACAUGUGAGAACAAAUGUAACUUGUUUGUGAGAGGGGCGUUUUGGC
Molecule: messenger RNA, 1197 nt
Organism: Lolium rigidum
Lineage: Eukaryota; Viridiplantae; Streptophyta; Magnoliopsida; Poales; Poaceae
Product: probable cinnamyl alcohol dehydrogenase 6
Exons: 2
Coding region: 26-1108 (360 amino acids)
Biological process (GO): lignin biosynthetic process
Molecular function (GO): cinnamyl-alcohol dehydrogenase activity; zinc ion binding
Source: RefSeq, a predicted model, not a curated record